This is a messenger RNA of Morus notabilis, 756 nucleotides long. Its product is annotated as CO(2)-response secreted protease. Gene Ontology annotation, molecular function: serine-type endopeptidase activity. Lineage: Eukaryota; Viridiplantae; Streptophyta; Magnoliopsida; Rosales; Moraceae. The coding region runs from base 5 to 754 and encodes 249 amino acids. Gene Ontology annotation, biological process: proteolysis. The transcript has 2 exons. The record is from RefSeq and is a predicted model, not a curated record.
UAUAAUGGCUCCCGGAGUGAACAUUUUAGCUGCCAUGGUUCCAAAGAUUAAAGAAGCAGUUGGGAAGAAACUUUCCAAGUUUUCUAUGAGAUCUGGAACAUCAAUGUCUUGUCCGCAUGUUUCCGGGGCUGCUGCAUUCGUUAAGUCAGUUCGCCGUCGAUGGACUUCUUCUAUGAUCAAAUCCGCGCUUAUGACCACCGCAAAGACAUACGACAACAGGAGGAAGGUAUUAACAAACAGCUCAAGCCACAUAGCAAAUCCACACGAGGCAGGAUCUGGAGAAAUGAACCCAAUUAAGGCUCUAAAUCCAGGGCUAGUCUUCGAAACGACAACACAAGACUAUCUUCAAUUCCUUUGUUACUAUGGCUAUUCGCAAAAGGACAUAAGAAGCGUGGCGUCAAACACGAAGUUCAAAUGUCCCGAACAUUCUAACAAAGAACUAAUCUCCAACAUUAAUUACCCCUCCAUUUCUAUCAGCAAGCUCCGCAGAAACCAAUCCAAAGUCAUACAAAGAACUGUCACUAAUGUGGGACCCUCCAACUCCGCAUACAUUGCUAAGGUUCAAUCUCCCAAGGGCUUAGUUGUGAAGGUUAUUCCGGACAAGAUUGUGUUCACAAAGGGCCUGAAGAGAGCUCCUUUUGAGGUGUCGUUUUUCGGUAAUAAGGAGGCUGCUAGUGGCUACAACUACGGAUCUAUUACUUGGUUUGAUGAUCGGCGUUCUGUUCGUGUUGUGUUUACUGUGAAUCUUGACUAAUU